AUGGCUUCCACUACCCACCACAAGCUCAACACGGGCGCUUCCAUCCCCGCGGUGGGGUUUGGAACAUGGCAGGACAAGGACGCUCAGCAAGAUGCCGUGUUGACUGCCCUCAAAGCCGGGUAUCGACACAUUGACACCGCCCGCAUCUACGGCACCGAACCCGCCGUCGGCGCUGGCAUCAAAGCCUCGGGCGUCCCUCGCUCCGAAAUCUUCCUCGUCACCAAACUCUGGAACAACUCCCACGACCCGUCCUCCGUCGAAUCCGCCCUCGACGCCAGCCUGAAAGAUCUCGGCACUGACUACGUCGACCUCUACCUCAUGCACUGGCCCUCGCCCUUCAAGAACGGCGACAACAUGUUUCCCAAAGACGACGCUGGAAAGGUACAGACUGGAACGGCGGACUACGUGGAGACUUACAAGGCGAUGGAGGAGUGCUUCAAGAAGGGGAAGGCGAAAGCUAUCGGCGUGUCGAAUUUCAGCAAGAAAGAGAUGGAGCGGUUGUUGAAAGAGACGAGUGUCGUCCCCGCGGCACAUCAAUUGGAACUCCACCCCUGGCUUCAACAAAAGUCCUUCUCCGAAUGGCACGCGUCGAAGGGCAUCCACCUCACGCAAUACUCCCCCUUUGGCAACCAGAAUGAAAUCUACUCCAAAGGGAAAGACUUGGGUAAACUGAUGGAGGAUCCCGUGCUCGUCGAGAUUGGGAAAAAGUACGGCAAGUCGGGCGCGCAAGUCGCUUUGGCGUGGGGCAUCGCGCAUGGACGGUCGGUCAUUCCAAAAAGCAAGACGGAGAGUCGGAUCAAAGCGAAUCUGGAGGGGGAUUUCCACCUGGAGAAGGAGGACUUGGAUGCAAUUGAGAAGAUUGAUAAGAAGGUCAGGUUUAAUGAUCCAUCGGAGACUUUUGGAUGGGACUUCUACACGGAUUUGGAGGGGAAGCAGUAG
Molecule: messenger RNA, 939 nt
Organism: Zymoseptoria tritici IPO323
Lineage: Eukaryota; Fungi; Ascomycota; Dothideomycetes; Mycosphaerellales; Mycosphaerellaceae
Exons: 2
Coding region: 1-939 (312 amino acids)
Cellular component (GO): cytosol
Molecular function (GO): aldose reductase (NADPH) activity
Source: RefSeq, a predicted model, not a curated record